AUGAGCGGUGAUGAAGAGGAAGAGGGUCCGAGCACAUCGAGAGAAACGCACGGCCAACGUUAGUUCCAGCGGCGAUACUUUCAGCGGUGAAAAGUUUCAGAAUACGUUCAACUUGGAAAUCUCGGAGAGUACAAGGACGAAGUGACGCCGUUGCUCAGCUCAAAACAUGUUCCGCUCGUUCUCGGAAAAGUCUCGAAGGAAGCGGCGAUUGCGACGCAUUCAGCACUCCGCGGCGGAAUAUCGGUUGAAAAAGAGCAGCAGUGAGUUCUCAUUAUCCGAAAUCUACGUAAAAAUAACGUCCAGAAUCCGAGAAAUCUACGACCGGCUGGAUAUUGACAACGACGGCACGAUAGACAUUCGAGACUUGACCCUGGCUCUGAAGCACGAGACCCCGCACAUUCCUUCCAAUUUGGCGCCGGUGAUAAUGUCGAAGAUGAGCCCGGACGACGACGGACAUGUUGAAUUCCAUCACUUUGCGAGUUAUGUGCUGGAAAACGAGCAAAAGCUUGCGGAGAUGUUCGCCGAAAUGGAUCAGAACCACGACGGACUCAUCGACGUUGUGGAGAUGAAGAACUACUGCAACGACAUCGGAGUUCCGUUGGACGAUCAGAAAGCACGAGAUAUAGUCGAUAAGAUGGACCAGACCGGUUCGAAAUCGGUCGGUUUGAAAGAGUUUCAGGAUUUCAUGCUGCUUUAUCCGUCGUCCGAUAUGAAGGACAUUGUCUUCUUCUGGAGGCACAAUCUUAUCAUCGACAUCGGGAGGACAGCCAGAUCCCGGAGGAUUUUAGUCAGCAAGAGAUGCAGGAAGGUGUCUGGUGGAGACAUCUCGUGGCCGGAGGAUCUGCCGGAGCCGUCUCUCGGACAUGCACAGCCCCGUUCGAUCGGAUCAAAGUGUAUCUGCAGGUGAACUCGACGAAAACGAACCGAUUGGGCGUGAUUUCGUGUUUGAAAUUAUUGCACGCGGAAGGAGGAAUCAAGUCGUUUUGGCGUGGAAACGGUAUCAACGUGGUCAAGAUUGCCCCGGAGAGCGCCAUCAAGUUCAUGUGCUACGAUCAGCUGAAACGGCUCAUUCAGAAGAAGAAAGGCAGUCAGGAGAUCAGCACUUUUGAACGGUUAUGCGCCGGUUCGGCCGCUGGCGCCAUCUCGCAAUCCGUGAUUUACCCGAUGGAAGUGAUGAAGACGCGGUUGGCACUGCGACGGACUGGCCAGAUGGACCGAGGCAUCAUCCACUUUGCUCAGAAAAUGUACGCGAAAGAAGGCAUCCUGUGCUUCUACAAGGGUUAUCUGCCGAAUCUGAUCGGAAUCAUUCCGUACGCUGGAAUUGACUUGGCCAUUUAUGAGACGCUAAAACGGUCCUACAUGCGGUGCUAUGACGUCAGUCUUUGCUCUCUUUUGCCUCUCACUCACAGAAAUCGUUUCAGCCAAAGUCCUCGGAACCCGGAGUGCUGGCUCUCCUCGCCUGCGGAACAUGCAGUUCCACGUGCGGGCAACUCGCCAGCUACCCGUUUGCCCUCGUUCGAACACGGUUACAAGCCAUCAGUAUGAGUUUCUCUGUUUGCUGUAAACAUUUUAAUUCUUCUUCAGCGAUCACCCGCUACUCAACGCAACCACACACAAUGUUCGGGCAAUUCAAGCAUAUAUUACAAAACGAGGGCUUGGCCGGGUUCUACCGAGGGAUCACCCCAAACUUUCUGAAAGUGAGUGCUCCUAGAGCAUCUUCGUGUCUACCGAACGUUUUUUAGGUCAUUCCAGCAGUCAGCAUCAGUUACGUGGUUUACGAGAAGGUGCGGACGAGUCUCGGCGUGAAAAUGUGUUAG
Molecule: messenger RNA, 1817 nt
Organism: Caenorhabditis sp. 36 PRJEB53466
Lineage: Eukaryota; Metazoa; Nematoda; Chromadorea; Rhabditida; Rhabditidae
Source: the annotation of a GenBank genome assembly